CAUAAUAAUUAAUACACGGUGAAGCUGAUUGGUUCCCUCCAUAUCAGCAGCCAAUGAGCUUGCUGCUCUACAUUUAAAUAUUGGUUAGUGUUUGUCGUAGCAGCGCACGCAUUUCAGAAAGUAUCCAGACUGAAGAUAAGUGAAUGAUAUUUUACUCCUUGCUUACUCACUGUGCAUAAUGUGUGGUCGGCCUAAUUUAUUUUAAAAUGAUUAACCAUGUAACAAUCAAAUAAGUUUUAUAUUAGCAGUCUCGCAUUGUAUGCUUGAGCUAACAUUAAGCUAUUGGCAGUAGCAUUUACACAUCUGCGUUUGUACAGCUCGAGCAACAUGCAGCUAGAGCUAUCGCUCCAUUACCGAAGUAACCUAUAGGAAAACAGGCUAAUUAAAUAAACUUCUCGGUCGUUUGUAUUUUUACUGGUGUACAGCCUGUCCUAGGAACCAAAGUUGUUGUCCACACGGACUGAUUUAAGUGUUACACAGGAAGACAAUUUGGUGAAUGCUCAUCUCUGCAUCUUGUCUAUGCUCCGUAUUAUGCUUCAUGUCUUCCUGUAACUAAAUCUGUGCAUAUUUUUGUUAUCUAGUACGCAUAGAUGUCCGCCGAUCUUUGUGGUUUCCCAUGGCUAGAGACAUAACAAGACAGCUGUUUGAACAAAAUAUUUGAUUAUCUGGAAGAGCCAGGUAUGUUGUCACACUAUUUCCUAAUACAGUAUUUUGUUUAUUAGUCACACAAAAUCUACUCUAAUUAUUUAAUUGUCGGUAGGAAUUGUUUUACUGCACUGUUCACCAGGUCAUGAAGAUGCAUCAGUGUGCUGUGAUUCUUCUGCUGGUCUUGUGUGCUUUAUUAUCCACAGAUGUAAGGCAACAUUAUGAGAAAUUUCUCAGGCAGCAUGUGUAUGGCAACAGAUCAGCAAAACGCAGUGGUGGACGAAGUACACAACUUCCUUACUUGAGUGAAAGUACAGAUACUACUGGUCAAUUGUCUUUCAAAUGUAGUGAAGUUAAAGUACAAGUACUCAGAAAAAAUAAUACUCAAGUAAAGUAUAGAUACUCAAAAAGUGUACUUAAGUACAGUACUCAGGUAAAUUUACUUCGUUACUGUCCACCACUGAGCAAAAGACACAUCACACAACCCAACACUGACAACGGCUGCAAAGAAGUUAACACCUUCAUACUUGCAAAUAAAGACACAGUUAGAGCAGUUUGUACUGGUGGUGGAACCAUAUAUAAUAAAAACAAGGACCUAUAUAUGAGCAACCAACCUUUUGCUGUGGUAACCUGUACAUUAAAGAGUGGGGCUAGACACCCAAAAUGUUUGUACAGAGGUAAUAAAUCUACUCGUAAAAUUGUUGUGGGGUGUGAACAGGGCUGGCCAACACAUUAUGAUGAAGGCAUAAUUGUAUAGAUUUCAGGCUGAAUACAGCAUCACAAUAAAUUAAACAUGACUUUAAAAUCUAAAUAAAAAUAUGAAUAAUAAAGUAUAUAAUAUAUAAAAAAAGAAAUGCAAUAUUUUGUUGUGACAGACCUCAAA
This is a messenger RNA of Triplophysa rosa, 1528 nucleotides long. It is a transcript of the gene rnasel3, whose product is annotated as ribonuclease like 3. The coding region runs from base 791 to 1402 and encodes 203 amino acids. The record is from RefSeq and is a predicted model, not a curated record. Gene Ontology annotation, biological process: angiogenesis; defense response to Gram-negative bacterium; defense response to Gram-positive bacterium. The transcript has 3 exons. Gene Ontology annotation, molecular function: nucleic acid binding; RNA nuclease activity. Lineage: Eukaryota; Metazoa; Chordata; Actinopteri; Cypriniformes; Nemacheilidae.